UUUGUCGGAGGUGGAGCUGAAGGUUCCUGCAUCAAUAAUCUCCCAGGCUGCCUGAGCCACAGCUGGAAGCUUCCUGCUGCAGCAAAGCUUCUCUGCAGGAUAUUCAACCCAACACUCAGAGCUACGGUGGACAGGCAAAUGUUAAUUGACCACAAUGAAUCGGACUUCCGGGUCUGAUGCUGCACCCUUCUUCACCAACAACCCUUCUGGUGACCUUCAUCAGGAAAUGCCUUACUACUGGAAUCUGAACAAUUUUAGCCUUUUUUCAAGAAAAGGAGAAGACCUUCCUGAGUCACCAGUUAAUAUGACCUUAACACCGCCUGAAGAGGAAUUUGAUCCAUUGGGAGGUCAUACUGUGUGGCAGGUCAUCAUCAUCGUCUUCCUUACUGGAUCACUCUCUUUGGUCACCGUUGUUGGAAACAUCCUGGUGUUGGUGUCCUUUAAGAUAAAUAAGACUCUGAAGACCGUUAACAACUACUACCUGCUCAGCUUGGCCUUUGCAGACUUGACCAUUGGCACGUUGUCCAUGAAUCUCUACACUACCUACAUCAUUAUGGGCCAGUGGGCUCUUGGGCCUGUGGUUUGUGACUUGUGGCUUGCCAUAGACUAUGUGGCCAGUAAUGCCUCUGUCAUGAACCUGCUCGUCAUCAGCUUUGACAGGUAUUUCUCUGUGACCAGACCUUUGACCUACCGGGCCAAACGUACGACCAAAAGAGCUAUGACCAUGAUUAGCUUAGCCUGGUCCAUCUCCUUCAUUCUUUGGGCUCCGGCUAUACUGUUCUGGCAGUAUAUUGUGGGCGAGCGCACGGUUCAGCCAAAUGAGUGUUACAUCCAGUUUUUGUCCGAGCCCAUCAUCACCUUCUGCACCGCGAUUGCUGCGUUUUACUUACCAGUGAGCAUCAUGGCCAUUUUGUUUUGGAAGAUCUACCAGGAGACGGAGAAAAGAGCUAAAGAUGUUCAAGGUCUAAAGGGAUCUGGGGCCGGCACAAAGUCGAGCCAGGCUCAGGACCAGGACAACAGCAGUGGAAAAGAUGCAGUUAGCAGCCAGAGGAUGUCACUAACCAUGCUGCGCCAGAUAAGCUCCCAGAGCUUCAGCAGCAGUGAAGUAUGUCUGUCUUCUCCAGAGGGAACUGGAAAAAACAAUUCCAAUUUGGCACCAGGAGUGAAAAAGCAAAAGUGCUGUGGAAUGUUAUGCUUCCAUCUCAAUUCAUCUAACAUGCCUGGUAACACUACAGCGAAUACUGUAGAUGAGGCAGAGCAAAGCAGCUAUGAUAGCGUCACCAGCGAUGUGGUCGGAGGUCCAGGAGACCGAGCCGCUUCAGGGAGCGAAGCAAAAAAGGCUGGAAUUGUACAGCAUAGAAACGAUCAAGCCAAAUCUGCAAAAGUAACUACCAACCAGAACGACCAACAUGAAGCGAGCAUCAAAGGUCAAACAGGACCAGAUUGUUUCACAAGCUCAUCUUCCCCUGACCAGUCAGUUGCCAAAGCAACCAGGGACGCCCUUCUGGUCAAACGCUUUGCUUCCAAAGCAAAAAUAGAGAUCAAUAAGCGAAAGAAUGAAAAAAAAGCAAAUGAAAAGAAAGCAGCGAGGACUCUAAGCGCCAUCCUUUUUGCGUUCAUCACUACAUGGCUCCCGUACAACAUUAUGGUGCUGGUCAACACUUUCUGCCAGGACUGCAUUCCUGAAUCUCUCUGGGCUUUGGGCUACUGGUUGUGUUACGUUAACAGCACGGUGAACCCCAUGUGCUACGCUAUGUGUAACAAGACCUUUCGCACAACUUUCAGGGAUAUAUUAAUCUGCCAAUGGAAUCGAAACAGAAACAAACCCAACUUUUCUCAGAGGAAAGCUGUUGGCUUCCGAAAGGACAACAGAUAGAGGAACUCACUUUUGAAGCUCAUAUAAUUCACCUAUGCAAGACCUCUUUCUGCCACCUCUGUAACAUUUCCAAACUCCCACUCUCUCCUUCCCAGACAACGAAAAGCUGUUUCAUGCAUUGCAACACACUUCUCAUUGGGAACCCUAGAAACAGUCUGCAGAGGCUUCAGUACAUUCAAAACUCUGCAGCUAGGAUCCUGAUGAGAGUGCAGAAACAUGAGCACAUUACCCCCAUUAUCCAGGUUUGAAUACAAGGUUUCCCUCCUCACACAUCAACGCGUGCAUGGACAUGCCCCCCCACCACCUUAAAGAACUUAUCAACCCACAGAACACAACCCGCUCCCUUUGCUCCACUCACUCAUAGAUAGGGCAUUUUAUGCUGCUGCCCCACAUCUGUGGAAUGUCCUCCCUGACACCCUGAGGGCUCCUCAAUCCGCUGAGUGUUUUAAGAAAGGCCAUAAAAAAAUUUCUUUUUAGCAAAACUUUUGGUCCCCUUUAGAUGUUUUUCUCUCUUCUAAAAAUACCUUUUUCAUGCUUUUCCCUUUUUGUACCUGUAGUACUUUGAGAUCUUUUGAUGGAAAGUGCAGUAUAAAUUAAAUGCUAAAAGGUUAGCCUCUUUUAGCUCGGUCAGUUAGCCAUACUGAGCUACAAUACUUUUAACUCUUUUAUUUGUCUAAAAUCUCUAUGAAAGUAUUUUUUUUGUCAUUUAAAGUAAUCCAAAACGAUAGUCAUUUGUCUUCCUCUGCCCUCAGAUUUUAAAGUCGCAUGGAAGCGGCUGUUCCAACCGUUGCGUUUCCGAAUUCUCCCGAGUGGUGCCCGACUUUACACGA
This is a messenger RNA of Cyprinodon tularosa, 2706 nucleotides long. RefSeq names its product muscarinic acetylcholine receptor M1-like. The transcript has 6 exons. Gene Ontology annotation, molecular function: G protein-coupled serotonin receptor activity; G protein-coupled acetylcholine receptor activity. Gene Ontology annotation, cellular component: dendrite; synapse; plasma membrane. The record is from RefSeq and is a predicted model, not a curated record. Bases 155 to 1876 code for a protein of 573 amino acids. Lineage: Eukaryota; Metazoa; Chordata; Actinopteri; Cyprinodontiformes; Cyprinodontidae. Gene Ontology annotation, biological process: regulation of vascular associated smooth muscle contraction; G protein-coupled receptor signaling pathway, coupled to cyclic nucleotide second messenger; chemical synaptic transmission.